This is a messenger RNA of Penicillium waksmanii, 1242 nucleotides long. RefSeq lists its product as uncharacterized. Bases 1 to 1242 code for a protein of 413 amino acids. The transcript has a single exon. Lineage: Eukaryota; Fungi; Ascomycota; Eurotiomycetes; Eurotiales; Aspergillaceae. The record is from RefSeq and is a predicted model, not a curated record.
AUGUCGUCCAACGUGAAGCGAGCCAGCAGUGCCCCGACGGCCACCAACGCCGACACUGCCAGUGCGUCCGACACCCCGGUCGCCUCUGAAUCCGCAUCGGUCACUGCUACUGAUCCCACGACCACCUCUUCCAAGGAACCGACUACCACUUCCUCCAGCGAAUCAUCGACCACGAGUUCCACGUCUAAGUCGACCACCACUUCGUCCUCGAAGGCCGACCCGACCACAACAACGACCUCAUCGACAUCCUCGGAAUCUUCCUCGACGCCACCUCCCACUACAACUUCCGAACCGACCUCAACAACAACCUCCCAUCACACUACCGCCACCCCUACUGUUGUCACGACCACCUCUAGCAGCAGCAACGGCGAGUCAACCGUGGUUGUGAUCACCCAAACUCAAACCGACUCUGCAACAUCGACCGGCACUUCAGCCAGCGCGACCAGCACCGGCACCGACUCACCCUCUUUGUCCGGCACCAGCGCUGCCUCUGGAUCAGGCGGUCUCUCCGACAGCGGUAAGAUUGCUGUGGCCGUUGUCGUCCCGGUUGUCUCCGUCGCCUUAAUUAUCCUCGCCGCAAUCUUCUUCUGGCGCAAGCGCAAGGCCAACAAGGCCGCCGAGGAGGAGCGCCGCAAGGAAGUCGAAGAGUAUGGAUUCAACCCGAACAACGACCCAACCCUCCCCGGCAUGAUGGCUGCGGGUGGCAGCGUUGCUCCCAAGGACGACAACUCUUCUGGAUAUCGCGGCUGGGGCACCACCUCCGCCGGCCGCAAGGCUUCGACCAAUCUCUCCAGCGGCAUGGGCGGCCUGGCCAUGUCCGAAGGCAGCGGUGCCGGUGGAGGCUACCACCACAACGCGACCCCCAGUGAAGGCACCGUGCAGUACUCUGACGGUCGUCCCGACUCCGGCGAAGUGGAACCCAUCGGUGUACUAGGCGCGGCUCCCGUUGCUGCUAACAACCGCAACGGCGAUAUCCACCGCGGCCCAUCGAAUGCCUCUUCCGCCUACUCUGCUGCUAACCGCUCCGAGGCCUCGGAGGAGAGCCACAUGUCUGCCGCACACCCAUCGGGAGGAUACUACAACGAGAACCCGUACUACGGUGAAAUGACCGGCCACGGUGCCUACGGCAUCGACGACUACCAGCCUGUCAUUCGGGAUGUGCAAGCGCGCCGGAACACGCGCAUCGAGAACCCUGGCGUGUACCCGCGGCAGGGUAAUGCGGGCAUUGCGCAGAACUUCUAA